Penicillium subrubescens is the source of this 900-nucleotide messenger RNA. Its product is annotated as carbon-nitrogen hydrolase family protein. Gene Ontology annotation, molecular function: hydrolase activity, acting on carbon-nitrogen (but not peptide) bonds, in linear amides. Bases 49 to 870 code for a protein of 273 amino acids. Lineage: Eukaryota; Fungi; Ascomycota; Eurotiomycetes; Eurotiales; Aspergillaceae. The transcript is spliced from 5 exons. The record is from RefSeq and is a predicted model, not a curated record.
CAGUUUUUAAGAAAUAAUUUGCUUAAGCUUCUGAAAUUCGAAUCCAAAAUGGUCCUUGCAGCUGUUGGACAGCUCUGCGCGACAGCGAGUAUAGCCUCCAACCUAGCUCAAUGCCAGACAUUGAUUCGCAAAGCUGCAGCGGCAGGUGCCAAGGUUCUUUUCUUACCUGAGGCAUCAGACUAUAUUGCGUCUUCUGCAGAGGAGUCCUUUGCCCUUGCCCAGUCACCAGAAUGUGGAAAUUUCAUUUCAGUUCUACAGCAAGAAGCGAAAGGGGAGAGUAUGCAUAUAAAUGUUGGCAUACAUGAGAUGGCUUCUCAGCAUAGGCUCAAGAACUCCCUGGUCUGGAUUGAUGAUAAGGGCACCAUCACCCAGAAUUACCAGAAAGUCCAUCUAUUCGACGUUGAAAUCAAGGAUGGCCCUAAACUGCAAGAGAGCAAGAAUGUCGAGCCCGGACAGAUUAUCUUGCCACCAUUUGACACCCCCGUGGGACGUGUCGGUUUAGCCAUCUGCUUUGAUCUACGAUUCCCAGAAAUAAGCCUGGCAUUGCGACGUCAAAACGCUGAGGUCAUUACCUAUCCGUCCGCAUUCACAGUUCCAACCGGUAGGGCCCACUGGGAAUCUCUACUUAGGGCUAGAGCUAUCGAGACCCAGUCUUACGUGAUAGCCGCUGCGCAAGGAGGCCCGCAUAAUGAAAAAAGACGCAGCUAUGGCCAUUCUAUGAUUGUCAACCCUUGGGGCGAGGUGGUUGUAGAACUGGGGGACGAGUCAGAACCACAGAUUGUGACUGCCGACAUUGAUCUCGACCUUGUUGCGAAGAUUCGGAGGGAGAUGCCUCUACUUAGGAGGACUGAUAUCUACCCAGUGGUCUAGAUUGAAAGCGAUAAUACCAUAAAGAUGGGG